This is a messenger RNA of Solanum stenotomum, 683 nucleotides long. Its product is annotated as universal stress protein PHOS34-like. Lineage: Eukaryota; Viridiplantae; Streptophyta; Magnoliopsida; Solanales; Solanaceae. Bases 40 to 516 code for a protein of 158 amino acids. The transcript is spliced from 3 exons. The record is from RefSeq and is a predicted model, not a curated record.
ACAAAAUAUUUUUAAUCUUGCAUAAAUAAUUGUGUAACAAUGGAAGAAAAACAAGUGAUGAUUUUUGCUCUAGAUGAUAGUGAUCAUAGUUAUUAUGCCCUUGAAUGGACUCUUGAUCAUUUUUUCCCAUCUGCAUCAAUUUCCAAUUUUAAACUUAUAAUUAUUCAUGCAAAACCUACUCCAACUUCUGUUGUUGCGAUUGCUGGACCAGGUACAAGUGACAUGUUUACAUUGGUAGAAACAGACAUUACAAAGGCUGCCCAAAAAACUAUUGACAAAUCUAAAGAAUUAUGCAAGACUAAAGGGGUGUCAAAUGUAGCAUGUGAAAUUCUUGAAGGUGAUGCUAGGAAUGUUAUUUGUGAGGCUGUUGAAAAAUAUCAUGCCUCUAUUUUGGCCAUGGGAAGUCAUGGAUAUGGAGCUUUCAAAAGGGCUGUUUUGGGUAGUGUAAGUGACUAUUGCUCUCACCAUGCUCAUUGCUCUGUGAUGAUUGUGAAGAAGCCAAAGCCAAAAGUUUAAGACAACUUUUUGUGCCCCCCCAUGAGUUAAUUUUCUUGAUUUAUAUAGAAUUAAAUCUAGAACUUUCUAAUAUAUUUUUUUAGUUGACAUUCUCAUAUUUAGUAAGUGGUGUAUCCAAAAUUUUGAAUUCUUUGUACUAUGAAAGUAAAUGACAAUAGAAUCCUAUA